CAGUUCCACAGUGGACUUUACACAGAGUCCUGCUUUGUUCUGGCAGACGGUAAAAUAAAUUAUCCUCUUCAUCCACAUGAAUGGACAUCAGACAGGAGAUGUACCAUUUACUAUUUACUAUUACCUCAUUGUGUUAUGCAAUGAGUUAAUAGUCUGGUCAUCUUUCCCCCACAGGCUGGUAUGAGGACUCAGUCUUACAUGUCAAUGCAUUUAGGUUCCCACCGACCGAGCCAUCAUCCACUACACGGUCAGUAGAUUAGAUCGCAGAAUGUUGCUAAUUGUUGACUUAUAAGUAUUGUCUUCUUGACUAAUAAAUCGACAUUGCCUACAUAAUGUCUCCUCGUCUGAAAAUCAGUAGGCCUACUGAGAAGGGUGCACGUCUUUUAAAAUGUUUUGAACUGUACAGUUGGCCUAAAAAAAUACAUCCCCUGUAUAAAUAAAUCAAAUCCAAAAACAAUGAGGAUGAGAAUGAAGUCUGGUUUUCAGAGCCUACUACGGCAAUGUGAACUUCUUCCGCGGCCCGUCCACCACGUCGGUGAAGGCCUCUGCCAAGCUGAAGCAGCUGGAGGAGGAGAACGAGGACGCCAUGUUUGUGGUGGUCUCCGAUGUGUGGCUGGACAGCAUGGAGGUGCUGGAAAAAAUCCACCUCAUGUUCUCAGGUUUGUCCGACCCAUAACUUCUCACUCACAGAAUAAGAAUUCAUAUGGGGGUCUUUACCAGGUUACUGUAAAGCACUUUCUGACAACUGUUUCUGUAAAAAGGGCUUUAUAAUUCCAAUUGUUGUUGGUUUAGUCGCUUUGUGUUCGUCCCCGGUCCCGAAGACCCUGGUCCCAGCACAAUCCAACCCAGGUGAGAGUGGAAAAACUGAGACAUGUUAUUCCUCAGUUGUAUUGUUCAUGAUUUGACUAUAAUCCUCUGAUGUUUCAAUGUUUCUCAAUAGACACUUUCUAUAGGGGUUUUUCUGUUCUGUACUAACCAUGAGGUACUCUACUUUAUAUAAAUGCUUAUGUCCUCAGGCCCCCGUUGGCAGACCACAUCACUGAGGAGUUCAGACAGAGGGUGCCAUUCUCUGUAUUUGAUGUAGAAAAUUGUCUUUGUCUUCAGUCGAACACAAAGUACUUUCAGAGUUUUUGUAGAAUUAAGAUAUACUUUAUUACACAGAUAAUAGGGUGGUCUGCAGAGCAUCUCACUUUCCAACACUCGGCUCUCAGUUUAUAUACAGUUCCAUUACAUACUUGUGGUCCUCUGUAGCUCAGCUGGUAGAGCACGGCGCUUGUAACGCCAAGGUAGUGGGUUCGAUCCCCGGGACCACCCAUACACAAAAAUGUAUGCACGCAUGACUGUAAGUCGCUUUGGAUAAAAGCGUCUGCUAAAUGGCAUAUUAUUUUAUUUAUACUUUUUAGCUUAAUCCCUCCCUGUUUAGUUCCUCCACCACUGUCUCCUGUUUUCACCUCUUGACCGCUCCGCCCACUUCCUUAUUUUAUAACAGUGGCAAUAUCUGACUUCUCUUCCCUCUAUAUUCAGCGUCUGGAAACAAUAGUGGCGGGACCAAGCCCUGUCAUGUAAAAAUAACAGAGCCAUUUCCUGGCUCCGUUCUGACCCCCUAAUUGAUUCCCAAACCUAUCAAUCGAUACUUAAACAUGGCUUAACCAUGGCAGGUCCAUAAUCCAUUUCUCAAACAUAUACACAUAGCAGGCAGUUCUCACACAUUGUAGGCCCAUUCUCAGGUCCAUUUCCUGGCUCUGUUCCAAGCCUCUUCCUUCUGUACCACUUAGUCUUACUGCUUGUCAUUGUGAUUAACUAUGUUUAACUUUUUAGUCUGAAAAGAUUUAACUAUGUUUAACGUAUAGUUUAACUUAUAGUCUACUGAAAAAUAUGUUUAACUUAUAGUCUGAACUAUGUUUAACCCCUGGCUUCGUUUCAGGAAUAUGCCUAAGGAGGGAGGCAAAGGGCAACAGUCUGGUUUCAGUCACUGAUAAGGUAGGACAGCCUUGGAUUAGGGAGGAGCGAGGAAUUCGACCCGAAGUCAGGUCAGAUGACGAGAGAAGAAACAGUCCUAUUUCACGCAUACAUACUUCCACGCCCACGAAGGUUCUAGCAUCAGGCAGAGCCAUGACUACACCAGUGAGAGGAACCAAUUAAGUUCCUGCCUAGCAACAGAGAUGUAACUAUGUUUAACCCUGGCUAUGUGCUUGUCAUGUUGUGAUUAACUAUGUUUAACUUAUAGUCUACUGAAAAAUCCCCAAUAUAUUCACUACAAACCGAUGCAGGUGACUGAAAUAUUGUAGUUGCUUGAUUUGUUCUCUUUUCUGUAAUUUGUUUCUUGUCUUUAUAAGCAAAGUUCAGAUUUUUUUUUUUUUUAUGAUAGCUAAUAUGUAGCAUUGUCAAAUACAUUUGUCUGCAUAAGGCUGCAUUUGCUCAUUAUAGCAUUUUACCAUUCUUGCUUUCACAGGUUUCCAGAUUGCUUGUUGUCUUUGUUUUGCCUCUACAGUGGCAUUUUGUAAAUGUCAUCUUUGACGUAUCACAACCUGUGAUUCUACUUUUCCUGUCACAGAAUCCAGUGCUGCAGCCAGGAGAUUGUUGUCAUCCGAGAAGACCUGGUGAACAAGAUGUCUAGAAAUGGUGUCCAGCUGCCUAGCAGCAAUCUCGACAUUCCAAACCAUGUGAGUUUUAGCUCCUCAGUUAUGACGUACUCAACCUCUACUACUACUGCCUAUAGCAUCUAACUUGGCUAGUAACCAUGGCCUGUAUUCACAAAGCACUUCAGAGUAGGGGUGCUGAUCUAGGAUUGUCCCCCCCCCCCCCCCCCCCCCCCCCCCCCCCCCCCCCCGUCCAUAUAAUGAUGAUCUAAAAGGCCAAACUGAUUCUAGAUCAGCACUCCUACUCUGAGAUGCUUUGUGGAUACGGGUCCUGUAGUAUAAUUUAUUUGUCAUGAAAGAUAACCUGAAAAUGUCUGACAAUCAAUCACCCAUUAUAUUCUCUAUCUCCAGUUUGUGAAAACCAUCUUGUCUCAGGGCCACCUGACACCACUGCGGCUGUAUGUCAGUCCAGUGUUCUGGGCCUAUGACUGCGCUUUACGGGUUUACCCCGUGCCUGAUGUCAUCAUCUUUGCGGACAAAUAUGACCCCUUCAACAUAUCCAACACAGACUGCCUCUGCUUCAACGCGGUACUUUAUACUUAUUCUGAGAUUUUUACCAUUUUGUUUUAUUAUGAGACUCAGUAUGACAUUAUGAACAUUAGAUAUUCUAUUCUUCAUUUAGAAGCUGUUUUUAUGUACUGUUUAAUGUAUCAUUCUGUUCUUGCGGGGCUCCUUCCCAAAAAGUGGCUUCACUUGUAAGGUAUAUUACCCUUCCAACAGGAUGGUUGA
Coregonus sp. 'balchen' is the source of this 3368-nucleotide messenger RNA. The record is from the annotation of a GenBank genome assembly. Lineage: Eukaryota; Metazoa; Chordata; Actinopteri; Salmoniformes; Salmonidae.